AUGACGUCGGAAAGUAGAAAGAAUAUAUUUUUAAAGGCUUUAAAUAAGACUGUGACUGAUAUAAAAUCACAUACUCUGAAACCAGAACAGCAAGAAUGGAUCAGAAGGCUAAUCUGUUGUGGUGAAGAUGUCCUUGCGGUUUUACCUACUGGUUUUGGGAAAGGCGUUGUGUACCAACUUCUUCCGACUGUUUACCAAAAUUUGCACUUACUUGAAACAGGCGAGAUGAAGCAUUUUAUGAUUGUCGUCCUCUGGAGUAUAUUAGGCAGCAGCAGGUCGGAAAUGUGACAAGAACCAUGUGCCAAGGACCAUGUAAAAUGCUAAAAUAAUGCUCCUUGCCCUGACUCGUCCCCAUUCGUCUCUGUGAGCACGCGCGAAACGAGGGAGACGACUGGCAGAUUCUCUGGAAUAUCAGUUGAAACUCUAGAGUGCCAGGCGUAGACGUCUGUAGUUGAUACCACUCCAUUAUAUAAAGUUUAACACAUUACUAACAAACGUAGUGAAUUUUUAACGAAUGCUAGCCGUAGCGUUAAUUAACGCCGUGUUCAACAGUACAAUAGUUACGCAAUUGUUGAUUAUGUGUUGAUCGAGUGAAAGUUGUUUUGUUCUUAGAUUUCUUUUUGGCGUUCUUCGAAGCAUUGGUGUACUCAGCCAGCAUGACGUCGAAGUCGGCUGCACAGUUUCCAGCUCAGGAAGUGAGAAGGGAGCUAAAAAAGAGUUUCCUGAAUGCCCUUUAAACUGGACUGGAGUUGGAUUGUCACUAUCACCCCCUUGCUGCCUGAUAGUGCCAAAAAAGUUUUCCAAAGGGUCAGUAUUUAACCUUCUAGUAAAGAGGAACUUGAACUGAUGGUUGGACUUUAACUUGCUCCAGAUUAGAAUUAGUGCAUUGAUAGUAACUAACCAGCCAUGAAGGCAUUUAAUCCGACCUGUCACAUCUUUGUCGCCCUGAAACACUUUCAAAUUCUUGAUGAAUGUGAUGCUUUCCUUUAGAUACUCAAUGUGUGAUGUUUUCUCAUUGACUGCACACCGAAGUUUCUUGGUUGUGUGUAAUGUGGAACUGUUAAAGCAAUCAAAAAUGGAACCGAAUCUUGAAAGCAGUUCUGCAGUACCCAUAGCAGAUGAAGGGAGACCUCCGACACUAACAUAG
Paramuricea clavata is the source of this 1147-nucleotide messenger RNA. The record is from the annotation of a GenBank genome assembly. Lineage: Eukaryota; Metazoa; Cnidaria; Anthozoa; Malacalcyonacea; Plexauridae.